Komagataella phaffii GS115 is the source of this 588-nucleotide messenger RNA. RefSeq lists its product as hypothetical. The record is from RefSeq and is a predicted model, not a curated record. Lineage: Eukaryota; Fungi; Ascomycota; Pichiomycetes; Pichiales; Pichiaceae. Gene Ontology annotation, cellular component: mitochondrial inner membrane. Gene Ontology annotation, biological process: mitochondrial respiratory chain complex I assembly. The transcript has a single exon. Bases 1 to 588 code for a protein of 195 amino acids.
AUGAACAUGCCAAAUAACCUCAUGGUCAGGGCUGUGAGUUUGCUCGGUAGACCCUUGCUAGGAAGAAGCUUUCACACUUCCUCCUCAUUACUUCAUAUGGGGGAAGCCAAAUCGUUCAAACCUCAGAAUUUAGGGAAGAAUCUGGCCAAUUUCGACAUACUUGGAUUAUCAGAUAAGCCAUCAAACAACAUUGAAAUGAUAUCCAAAGAUAGUAUAAUAUUUACCAAUUUGACACUGAUCAAAUCUCCAACCAAGGAUAAGAGAAUAGUCGGAGCUCUUCUUUUAAACAACGAAGUCUAUCAGAUAGAUCUAACUGACAGAUACGAGAUUCACAACAAAUUCAUCAUGGACUUGGAUGAAAGCAUCCUAAAGGUAUUUUCUAUAAUAUAUCCAAAACCAGAGCUAGUUGUUAUUGGAAUGGGAGGGAAACCAAGAAUGCUGCACCAAAACAAUAAGGAAUAUCUCAAUAAACUGGGUAUCCAGUAUGAAGUCAGCGAUACGAAGAAUUCAGCAUUAAACUACGAUCUUCUUGCUACUGAAAGGGGAGUGACCCAAAUAGCAGGACUUAUUCUUCCUCCUAACUUAUGA